Messenger RNA from Bursaphelenchus xylophilus (pine wood nematode), 1860 nucleotides. Lineage: Eukaryota; Metazoa; Nematoda; Chromadorea; Rhabditida; Aphelenchoididae. The record is from the annotation of a GenBank genome assembly.
AUGUCCCUCUCAAGUCCGGACGACAACACCCCCAGUCCGUCGGAAGGCCCGAGCACCAGCAACGACGAGGAGGAGCAAAAGAACGGAAAAUUGAAGACAAAUCAGGACGUUUUGGACGAUGUGGACAAGCUGUUCCAACUGUUCCAAGACGAAUGGAAAGCGGUUACAGAGACGAAACAGAGAAAGUGUGGUGCUAAAAAGAAGUCGGACAAUGUUUCGGAGCCGGGGACAUCCGGUGUUGCCAAUCUUUCGGUGAGAUUUUGAGAUUUUUAUAUUAUCCAUGAGGUGGCUGGUAAAAUAAGGUCGGAAAGGUUGAUUUUUGGACGAAAUAUCAGUGGAAAUAAGGUUUUAAAGGUAGCUCAUGACUUAUUCUUCAAGUUACAACUAAGAAUUUUUUAAUUUUUGUCGAAAUUUUUGAUGUUGUAUGUUAUUAUAGAUGGGGUCUAAAAUAAAGUCAAAAAAUUUAAUUUUUCGCUGAAAUUUUAUCUGAAAAGUAUUUCUAAUAGUAGUUAAUACCUUCUUAUUUAAAUAUAUGACUCGAAAAUCGCGAGAUUUUUUGAAAAAAGACUAAAAUUUUACGUUAGUUGACUAAAGUAAUAUCAAAAGGUAUAUUUUUUAAUAAAAUUUUUGCCACAAUCCCUUUAAAAAAGUUUGCUAACGACACUUUCUUUAUUAUAAUGCUCAAAAAUCAACGUUUGUAUAAAGAACUUUAAAAUUUUUAUAUUAUCCAUGAGCUGGACCUAGUAUAAGGUCGAAAAAAGAUGUUUUCCUACCUGGUUUUUUCUCCAAAAUGCCUCUAAAGCCGUAAAUGAAGGUUUAUUAGCUCUGUUUCAGUCCCCUGCCAAGCCAAAAUCCUCCCUGCCCAAGUCUCAGUCCCCCUUUGCCAUAGCCGUCUUCAAGGCGGUCGCCCCGUACGCCCACCUCCUGAUCGAAGGCAAAGAAACGUCCGGCCAGAACAAGAUGACCUGGGACAAGAUUCACGCCGACUUCGUGGCCGCUAAUCCGGAAAUGGACCAGCCCGGCCUUCGCCGACGCAUGCAAGUGGCGUGGGCCAUGAAAAAGUACAACACCAAGAGGAAAAAGGGCCCAUUAAAUGAGGUAAAUAAGAUUUUUUGAAGGUAAAAACCUCAGAGAUUAAUUUUGAGCCAAUUAAAAAGCAGAAUUUGAAAGAUUUUGAGGGAUUUUUCCAAUUUUACCUUGUUUUAGGUAGAUAAAACGAUUGUGAAGGCCGUAGAACAGAGCCACGCGAUUAUCCCGGUAAAAUCAACCCCUGUAACAACGGAGUCUCCUCCAACGAAACGGCCAAGGAAGUCGACUCCUCGGAAGGUGGAGUCGUCGGAUCGAGAGCUGGACCCAUUGGAUGCCUUGAUCAACAAUGUGAUGGCCACCACGAGUCCCAAGCCCCGCGGACGCCCGAGGAAACGCUCCAUCAAGGAUUUUGAGGCCAUUUCCGACGCAACAACCACAACUUCGCCGCAGCCAAUCCACUCGGCAACCCUCUAUGUCACGCCGACUAGCCCAAUACCCCUAAAUUUGACGGAUCUAAGGGCAAAGACCCCCGAUUUCUCGGAGAAAAACCUCGCAGAAGGGAAGGGUCAAGUGAACCAGAGCAGCGAAGGUAAGGAGGAACCGGAAUCGACCAAAAAAUCGACCGAAAAACCGAUCGGAAACGCGGCCGACCCCCGCGAAAACUCGAACGUGGUGCUGUCGUUCGAGAACAUGCUAAAAGUCCUCGAGAUUUGCCGUAAAAACAACUACAGCUACGACAUCCAACAAGACACCUUGAUCUUCAAGGACAACACCAAGAAAACGAAGGAUGUGGUCAUUCCGAUCAACCUUAUACACCAUCUCUCGCUCUGA